UGCUGCCCGAUAACACGGAGCAUGGAAAACAACACAGCCGCUGAGACCUUCACCAUCACGCCACGUUUUAUUCUAACCAGAGGAUUUCUGAACUUUUACUCACCAUUCGCUUCUGCGUUUUUUCUGAUAAAUAAAAUGUUUGAUUAACACCUUUUUGCGCACACGUUUGGCCCCUGCUGUAAAUGUGACCUGCGUUAAAAAAAAAGUCGUCUCACACUCGCUGCGAUGCUCUCAACGAAGCAGAAAGAGCUCAUUGCAGAAAUAUGGGGAGGACUGACUCCUGUGGCAGAAGAUAUUGGAGCAGACGCGCUUCUUAGGAUGUUUGCCUCUUAUCCCGGUACCAAGACCUACUUUUCCCAUCUCGACAUCAACCCUCGCUCCGCUCACCUGCUCUCUCACGGGAAGAAGAUUGUUCUGGCCAUAGCAAAGGGAGCCAAAGACAUCAGCCAGCUGACCGUCACGCUGGCUCCUCUGCAAACCCUGCACGCCUACCAGCUCCGGAUAGACCCGACCAACUUCAAGCUCUUCUCACACUGUAUGCUCGUCACCCUGGCCUGUCACAUGGGGGACGACUUCACACCGGUUGCACACGCGGCAAUGGACAAGUACCUGUCAGCUUUCGCAGCCGUACUUGCCGAGAAGUACAGAUGAGACCCCAGCCACGUAUAUGAACCAUUUAUGAUGCAAUAUGAUAUGAAAUAUUUAUUUAUGUGUAGUUAAAAAUGUGUAGCACAAUAAAAUGUGCAAUUAACACCUUUUCCUGUUGUGUUGUAUUACCAUAUAAAGUCUCAUAGGACAUUUAUUAGAAAUGAUGUACUGCUGCCCAUUUUCAAAGCAUACGAUAAAUAAAGUGUCUUCUCAAAGCGGCCAUUUUGACAUGUCAUUGCAGGGUAAACAGGUGUAAUUGAUGACAUCAAUUGUGGCCCUGUUCCAUUUAUGUGGCCCUGGUGUUGCACAUGUUGGCUGACUGGAGUGACUGUGACACAAAUUAGAAUGGUACCAUAUUUAAUUUGAUCAAUUACACCUGUGCUUAUCCUGCUAUGACAUAUCAAAAUGUCUGCUGUGACAAAGGUCUGACACUUGUAAUCAUGAAAGCACUUGCAAAAUUCCGAAAUAAUACAAAAAUUAUAAAAAUGAAAUGAAUUAUUUUGAGUCUAGUUUUUAUUUAUUUAUUUACUGCUCCACACUAAGUGGUUUGUCAACUUGUAUCAUUUCAUAAAGAGGUCAUUCUUUACCUUCAGGUUAUUUUAUAAGUAGUAAAUCUCUUGUUGUCUCUGCUGUCGGAAUGUGGAGGCCCAGUUUGGUGGAUAAGUCACACUCUGUCUGUGUACCUUAUCAAUUACUUUUUACAAUCAGUUCAGUAGUUUACUCAUUUAAUAUUACCACCAUCCAGAUGAAGAAAGUUGCUAUACAAUAGAGCGAGGAGUCACUUGGUAGCAGUAGUAAGUCAUUCCCCUUAGCUCCCCAACCUCCUGCACCCCAACAUCUGCUCCCACCACCCCCGGCUCCUGUGCCUCGGUCUCCAGCCACAGCAGCCUGGCAUCAGGGUCUUCAUCAGAGAACUGGAGCAGAGACCCUGAGCUCCGCAACACCUUCAAACCCUGAUUGGCCUUCCAUUUCCCUUCCUUAGACCUCAACAAGGCGUCUGCGGUGCCCUUAUCAACUAUAAGAUCCACACGAACUCAAGCCGAGAGGAAAGAUUGUGAGGUUGAAUGGCUUUGGUUUGGACGUGUUCCUGCAUUAGUCGCACAGCUAUGGGGGAAAUGUCUGCGCAAGUGACCCGGACCGGGAGAGGAGAGUGUCUGUAAAUACAGGGCCCUAAAGCAGAAGUGCCACAGCCCAUAUCCAGGACUUGGAGCAAACCGUUUGGGUGUGGCUUGGUCUGCAAUAGAGGGGCAUAAUGACGUCCCGGACAGCAUCGAAGCCAAAGAACCACUCAAAGUGUUUGUGCUGCUGCUGCUCUCAGUGUAGAAGCGGUCCCAGGUUGCUCUCUUAUCCAUGUUUUCAAUCAGUUAAGCUAGGCAGAAACACAGAUGGGAUUAUGUCACAUGAGUUAGUGAGUGAACAUUAGCAGUAAAACACAGAUACAACUUGCCUUAAUGACUCCUGUCAUAUUUGGAGGGACUUUAUGCUGAAGUAAAUUUAAAAUCUAUCAAUUGAAUGUGUCAAAUAUCUUUUCUUUUAAUAUAUGACUUAAGACCUUUUCUUGGGUCCUUAGAAGCCACUAAGCUCGGCAUGAAGACAAUCUACCAAGCUGACAAACUCAAAUGACUCACAUUGCUCAUUCAAAUAAAAAAGCAACAUACACUCAACAGUCCUGCAUUGAAUCCUCCCUUUGUGUACUUUAUAGUGCUCAGUUCAUCUUUAAACUGUUAAAUAGAUGUGUUGAUGUAUCCAGGCUGUGUUAUAUUAGAGUGCAUUAGCUUGGUAUCGCUAACAAGUUUGCAACCGAGUGUGACGUUAUUGCACAACAAAGUGCUACUUUAUGGUCAGCUUCUGUAGCUAACAUAUCGGUGACAAUUAGCUAAGACAUCAGUGCGCACACCUGCAACUCACUUUAACUUUUCUUUCUUACUUACUGUUGGAGCCAUAAUGUGGUUUUGUUGUUUUAUUUUGUCUUUGAGG
Messenger RNA from Anarrhichthys ocellatus (wolf-eel), 2625 nucleotides. It is a transcript of the gene hbae4, whose product is annotated as hemoglobin alpha embryonic-4. Lineage: Eukaryota; Metazoa; Chordata; Actinopteri; Perciformes; Anarhichadidae. Gene Ontology annotation, biological process: hydrogen peroxide catabolic process; oxygen transport. Bases 226 to 651 code for a protein of 141 amino acids. The transcript has 3 exons. The record is from RefSeq and is a predicted model, not a curated record. Gene Ontology annotation, molecular function: heme binding; organic acid binding; oxygen carrier activity. Gene Ontology annotation, cellular component: haptoglobin-hemoglobin complex; blood microparticle; hemoglobin complex.